AUGCCAUGCCAGCAUCCGCCGUGGCCCGCGCCGGCGCGCCCGACCACCUGUGAAUUGUCACGACUCACCUCCGCCGCCGCUCGCGCUGAGCUGAUUCCCGCAUCCGCCGCCGCCGCCUCUCCUCUUCCACCUCGCCGCCCUCGAGCUGCUGUGCUCCUGGCGACGCCGCCAAGCCUCCACUCCACCACGCCCAUGUCCCGCAUCCGCCUUCGCCGCAGCCGCCUCUUCUCCUCCUGCGCCACCACCCCGCCGCCCGCAGGCUCCUGGUCUCCCCACGCCGCCUUCGCCGCGGCCACAGAGCGCGCCCUCGCCGGGAAGCUCAGCGGGGAGGACGCACACCACCUGUUCGAUGAAUUGCUGCGGCAGGCCACCCCGGUCCCCGAGCGCUCCCUCAACGGAUUCCUUACUGCCCUCGCCCGUGCACCGGACUCCUCCACUUUCAGAAAUGGCCCUGCCCUCGCCCGUGCACCGGACUCCUCCACUUUCAGAAAUGGCCCUGCCCUCGCCAUCGCCCUCUUCAACCGCCUGUGCCGAGAAGAAGCCGGCUCGCGGGUGGCGUGGCCCACGGUCUGCACCUACAACAUCCUCAUGGACUGCCGCUGCCGCACGCGUCGCCCGGAUCUAGGGCCUGCCUUCCUUGGGCGCCUCCUCAGGACGGGCCUGAAGACAAACCAGAUCGUCGCCAACACCCUCCUCAAGUGCCUCUGCUACGCCAAACGGACGGAUGAGGCUGUCAAUGUAUUGCUUCACAAGAUGUCCGAGCUCGGCUGUGUGCCUGAUGCCAUCUCAUACAACACAGUUCUUAAGAGAUUAUGUGAAGAUAGCAGAAGCCAGGGAGCACUCGACCUGCUCCGGACGGUGGCAAAAGAAGGAGGUGUUGGCUCUCUCGAUGUGGUAUCCCAUGGCACUGUCAUCCAUGGCUUCUUUAAGGAAGGCGAAACAGGCAAGGCAUGCAAUCUAUUCCAUGAAAUGACACAACAAGGGAUUGUGCCCAAUGUGGUGACAUAUAACUUGAUUAUUGAUGCGUUGUGCAAGGCCAGAGCAAUGGACAAGGCAGAGCUGAUCCUUCGGCAGAUGGUUGAUAACGGUGUUCGACCCGAUACAGUUACUUGCAGCUCGAUCAUGUCUUCCCUUUGCAAGCAUGGAAGAAGCAAAGAAGCUGCAGAAUUUUUUGACUCCAUGACUGCCAAAGGCCUCAAAGCUGAUGUUUUCUCAUAUUCUGUUUCAUGA
Messenger RNA from Aegilops tauschii subsp. strangulata, 1230 nucleotides. The record is from RefSeq and is a predicted model, not a curated record. NCBI's taxonomy places the organism in Eukaryota, Viridiplantae, Streptophyta, Magnoliopsida, Poales, Poaceae.